CGAAUCGAUUAUGUUAUUUUAUAUUUAAAUUAUUCGAACUUGCUCUGUGUUUUAUUACAAUCAAAUCUAAUCUGUGGCUUUAAGUUUUGCCAAGUUCUGCGAAACGAAAAGGUUUUAGGUUUUGCUUUUUAAUUCUUCUAGUUUAUCCUUUACAAUGACAGCCUUUGAGGAAUUCGGUGUGCUACCCGAGUUGGGGAAAGCUAUUGAAGAAAUGGAUUGGAAUUUGCCGACUGACGUUCAAGCCGAAGCUAUCCCACUCAUUUUAGGUGGCGGAGAUGUUCUUAUGGCAGCUGAAACCGGCAGCGGAAAGACUGGUGCUUUCUGUUUACCGAUAUUACAGAUCGUUUGGGAGACAUUGAAGGAUAUACAGGAAGGGAAGACUGGUAGAGUAAUAGCGCAAACUUCUUCUGAAUGGACUAUGUCAUUUUUUGACCGGACUGAUGCUUUGGCAGUCACCCCUGAUGGGACAAGGUGCCAAUCUCGUGACCAGCAGGGUUGGCACGGGUGUAGAGCUACGAAAGGUGUACAUACAAAAGGAAGUUAUUAUUAUGAAGCUACUGUUACUGAUGAAGGAUUGUGUCGAGUCGGCUGGUCCACACAAGCAGCAAGACUAGAUCUUGGCACUGAUAGGUUGGGCUUUGGUUUUGGUGGCACUGGCAAGAAGUCCAAUGCAAAACAGUUUGAUGACUAUGGCUCUGCUUAUGGCAAGAAUGAUGUGAUUGGUUGUCUAUUAAAUUUGAAUCAAGGUGAAAUCAGAUACACUAAGAAUGGAGAAGAUCUAGGAGUAGCAUUCAAACUUGAUCAAUCACGAAAAUCAGACUGUUACUUCCCUGCAGUUGUACUCAAAAAUGCUGAGAUGAGUUUUAAUUUUGGUGCUAUGCCUUUUAAAUUUUCACCACCAAAGGAUUAUGUGGCAGUCAAUCAAGCACCCAAAGAAUUUGUGAAGAACAAUGUAGUGUCAGCUACUGCUAUUGCAGAGAGCAAACCUGUUAAUAAUGCACCACAAGCCAUUAUAAUUGAGCCAUCUCGUGAAUUAGCAGAACAAACAUGCACACAAAUAACAAAAUUUAGGAAAUACUUAGAGAACCCUAGAGUACGAGAACUUCUUGUAGUGGGUGGGAUUAAUGUCAAAGACCAAAUCAACCAACUUAAUGCAGGAGUGGACAUCGUAGUGGGGACACCAGGCCGUCUUGAAGAUCUUAUCCAAGGAGGUUAUUUAGCAUUGACACACUGUCGAUUUUUUGUACUGGAUGAAGCUGACGGCCUGCUAAAAGCGGGCUACGGCGAGCUGAUUGAACGACUCCACCGCCAAAUUCCAAAGAUAACGUCCGACGGCCGCCGACUACAGAUGGUAGUCUGUUCCGCGACUCUUCACGCCUUUGAAGUGAAAAAAAUGGCGGAGAAACUAAUGCAUUUCCCCACGUGGGUGGAUCUGAAGGGCGAAGAUGCUGUUCCUGAGACAGUACAUCAUGUCGUCGCGUUGAUCGAUCCCCAGAAGGAUCGCCUUUGGGAGACAUUGCGAAAGCACGUGCAAACCGACAGCGUGCACGCCAAUGACAACAUUCGCAGUGGAAACACGACGCCAGAAACAUUGUCAGAAGCUGUGAAAAUAUUGAAGGGAGAGUAUUGCCUCCGUGCCAUUAAGGAACACAAAAUGGACAGAGCGAUUAUAUUCUGCCGGACAAAAUUGGACUGUGACAACAUGGAGCGUUACUUAAAAUCGUACGGCAACGAGUUUACCUGCGUGUGUCUGCACGGUGACCGUAAGCCGGCCGAACGGAAGGCGAACCUCGAAAAAUUCAAGCAGGGUCAAGUGAAGUUCCUUAUCUGCACAGACGUUGCUGCUAGGGGCAUCGAUAUAUCUGGAUUGCCUUUUAUGAUCAAUGUAACUCUGCCUGAUGAGAAAUCGAAUUACGUGCACAGAAUCGGUCGUGUCGGUCGUGCUGAACGUAUGGGUCUCGCCAUCAGUCUAGUGUCCACAGUACCAGAGAAGGUAUGGUACCACGGUGAAUGGUGUUCAUCGCGAGGCCGCAACUGCUGGAACACUAAUUUGAUUGACGAUAGGCCCAAAGGCUGCUGUAUGUGGUACAAUGAGCCACAGUAUUUAGCGGACAUUGAGGAUCACUUGAAUAUCACUAUUCAACAAGUAGAAAGUGACUUAAAAGUCCCCUGUAAUGAAUUUGAUGGAAAAGUUGUUUAUGGACAGAAGAGGAAACAAGUCGGAACUGGAUAUCAGGAUCAUGUAUCUCAAAUGGCUCCAGUAGUGCGCUCAUUGAAAGAGUUGGAAUCUCAAGCCCAGCUAUACUAUUUCAAAAUGCAUCAUAAUGUUACUAUUGCGUAGAUGUUCAUGAUUGCGCAAAUGUCAUCAUCUUACCUCCCUCCUUAUACUUCGUACUGUAUUUGAAAAUGCUUACUAAUUAUUUAAUGUAAUAACUUAAUAAAUAUUUAAUAUUCUUUA
This is a messenger RNA of Galleria mellonella (greater wax moth), 2458 nucleotides long. RefSeq names its product ATP-dependent RNA helicase Ddx1 (gene Ddx1). Lineage: Eukaryota; Metazoa; Arthropoda; Insecta; Lepidoptera; Pyralidae. Gene Ontology annotation, molecular function: ATP binding; nucleic acid binding; protein binding. The transcript has 13 exons. The record is from RefSeq and is a predicted model, not a curated record. Bases 155 to 2341 code for a protein of 728 amino acids.